Messenger RNA from Dictyostelium purpureum, 483 nucleotides. RefSeq lists its product as uncharacterized. The transcript has a single exon. Bases 1 to 483 code for a protein of 160 amino acids. Lineage: Eukaryota; Evosea; Eumycetozoa; Dictyosteliales; Dictyosteliaceae. The record is from RefSeq and is a predicted model, not a curated record.
AUGUUCAUUCACGAUUUAGAAAUUGGUUCAGCUUUAGAAUUCAGAGACUUCAUUAUUGGUUUUGCUGAAGGUAUUGAAAUUGCCAUUAACAAAAAUAGUGCAGAUUGUUUUGCUAAUGUUCGUCACUCAUUCAAAGACUUUGAAGAUAGUUUCAGAUUAAUCGAAGAAGGUUUCCAAAGAAAGAGUAUUGGUGCUUUAUCAGUUGGUAUCCAAAAAUUAGGUGCUGCUUUACAAGAAAUCAUCCGUGCUUUUGAUGUUUGCCAAGUUCCAAAGCUUAUUGACGAUAUUAGAGAAAUCUCAGAACAAUUAAAAUCAGGUACUGCCGGUAUCAUCAAGCUCCUCGUUAAAGAAAGUAUCAUCAUCUUUAGAAACCGUAGAGAUUUAACUGCCGAUUUCCGUAAUGGUGUUGCUAACUGGAAAUCAAGAAACUUCCGUGAUUGUGGUAGAAAUGUUGGUCACAUCAUCGGUGUUUUAAUUGAAUAG